Messenger RNA from Clarias gariepinus (North African catfish), 2232 nucleotides. RefSeq names its product THAP domain-containing protein 3-like. Gene Ontology annotation, cellular component: intracellular membrane-bounded organelle. NCBI's taxonomy places the organism in Eukaryota, Metazoa, Chordata, Actinopteri, Siluriformes, Clariidae. The transcript has 5 exons. The record is from RefSeq and is a predicted model, not a curated record. Bases 118 to 813 code for a protein of 231 amino acids.
CAUAAGCAGCGCUGGCUUGCCCUGGGUGUGUUUACAAACCGCGGUACGCGUUACUAUUUUUUAUUUAUUUAUUUUCGUAUUUGUCUCUGACUUGAACAGCUCAGAAGCUGUAAGACCAUGCCUAUAGCGUGUUCAGCCCUGGGGUGCACAAACCGGUUCGUGAAAGGCUCCGAGAUCCGCUUCUACAGAUUCCCAAUCAGCAAGCCACAGUUAGCUGAGCAGUGGGUGCGAAGCCUCGGCCGAAAAAACUUUGUCCCGACUACCAACUCGUGUCUGUGCUCAGAGCACUUCCUGCCCGAUUGCUUCCGUGAUUACAACGGCAAACAGUUCCUGAGGGAAGAUGCUGUCCCUACCAUUUUCGCACACUCCCGGGAGGGGGCAGAUGGCACAAAGAUCGAAUUACGAAAGAACCGUGGAGGACUUGUGAUGAAAGAGGAAUCUCGUUCUGGUUCAAUUUCUGAUGGAGGCAAGCAGCAGUUCACCAAGGACAGGAGACAAGUCUCAAAGGAUAGUGGCCAAAAGGUAAAAACAGGAAAUGAUGCGUUCAAGCGACGUGGAGGGGCUAAAGUUCCAUCCAGUGACAGGCAGGUCAUGACCGCUAAGAGCAAGGUGUACGACAGCCGAGGUCUGUUGAUCUCCUGCGGCAGAGACCUGUGCGACUGCUUGGAUGUAGACUGCAUGGGCUGCUUCUACCCCUGUCCCGAAUGCAGCUCCCGCAAGUGUGGCGUCGAGUGCCGCUGCAACAGGAAGUGGCUGUAUGAGCAGGUCGAAGUGGAGGGAGGCGAGAUCAUCCGGAACAAGUUCGCAAGCUAACUGGCGAGGAAAAGAAAAGAAAAAAAACAUUGUUUGAGUGUUUGGGGUUCAAUGCAUGGGUUAGUUGGCUUGUGGUAUAAAUGUAAAGCCCAUCAGUUUUGUACUAGUGUUCAUCUAGUCAAUAUAAAUAGUAAAGGAAAACAGAGACUGAAGUGGUCAAGCGGUUAUCCAGAGACAUUGUUGGAUUUUGGGUUUGACUUCUGGGGAGGUUUCUGUGUCAACAAUCAGCCAACAAUCUGAAGAAAUGAAAGAACAUUGAUACUCCGCAGUUGUGAAUCGAACACUGUGAUUGGGAAUUUUUUUUUAAUUUAAGGACUUUCUGUUACUUUCUGUGAUAAACUGAAAGAUUUACAUAAUGCUUCACCAGGCUUACUUUUAUCACUUUCACUUUAAGAGAUUUCAUAACCUGACUGAUGGUUCUUUUAAAAUCUUUAAAGUUAAACAAGCGCUGUCCUCGUGUUGUGAAUCUGAUUCCGGUUUUGUGCGCUCGUCAGAAGCCCAGGCUUGUGCUACAUGGUGUUUACUUUACAGUCCUGCUGCGUUUUAUUGCUUUCCAUCAUAGCUCCAUUACGUUAAUAAACUUUCAACUUCAUUGUUAAUAAACUUUCAGUAAGAUGCUACAUAUAAUGCCAAAUUUUUGUGACUUCUCUUAUGCAGUCCCUUGCCUCGGUGAUGCAGAACUUCAUGGGUUGUUCGUGUUAGCUGUUGUGUUGAACCGUGUGUGUUUAGGGAACCCUGAGGUGUUUCCUGCAGUGUUAUUAAAGGAAUACUCAUUCAUUUUAAGUCUCUGAGUACUGCAUAUGUAGUGUACGUGUGAUUACAAUGGACAAAAAUCUAACUGCACUAUUUUCUUGCACUAAGAAAAGAAAGGGAAUUAUUAUUAUCACCCAAAAUAUAUUCCAUUUUUUAAGGUGUCAAUGAAUGUUUUUGAUGCAAAACAUUUAUUAUUGUAGUGCUCAAACAUCUGUAUAAUUUCCCAAUUAAGUUGCGGGACUACUUUUGAUUUUGUCAAUGCAAACAAGGCAAACUCUUCAUGCAAGUGCAUAGAACUGCUUUUUCCUGCUUUAAUCACGUUUCAGCAGCUAAAACAAAAAAUAAAUCUAAAAACAGUUUUACUAAGACUUUUCCUUGGGUUUGUUUAAUUUUAACACUUUCGUUCUUAUAAUUGAAAUUUAGGUUGAAGCUGUAUGUUAUGAUGGGAUUAUUGACUGCUUUCUCCAACUUCCAUUAAAUGUUCUUAAUUAUAAUGUUUAUAUAUAUUUCUUCAUUACACAGGGACAUCUCUUUUGUGUCUGUGGAAAUCAUAUCCACCACAGAUACCUUUUUUUUUUUUUCAUUUUAUUUUUGAGUAUCCUUUUAAUAACAUACAUUAUCACGUUUUUUCCCUACUUUAUUUGUUGAUUAAAGGUUUGUUAUGAA